AUGAACACCAUCAUCUCUGCAGGUGGAGAGACGGAAAGAACCGAAACGGAAAGGUUCCAAGAUUCCUUUAACUUUGAGGCCAGAAUAAAAACCCCGCAGUCGCAGUCACAGUCACCGCAUUUGCAGAGAAAGAGAUCCGAGCACGGCUUGGCUGAUGAACAUGAACAUCAACAGCCUGAUGAUCCUGAAGAGUUGUCAAGCCUACGAGGUGAAUACCAGACUUGGGAGGAGUACAAUGAUGUCGUCGGAAACAAGCGACGCCCCCCUCUAAAUAGGAAGGAGUGCGAUGCUUCGCCUCGCUUUACUCCAUCCAAAUCUUGA
This is a messenger RNA of Aspergillus versicolor CBS 583.65, 321 nucleotides long. RefSeq lists its product as uncharacterized. The transcript has a single exon. Bases 1 to 321 code for a protein of 106 amino acids. NCBI's taxonomy places the organism in Eukaryota, Fungi, Ascomycota, Eurotiomycetes, Eurotiales, Aspergillaceae. The record is from RefSeq and is a predicted model, not a curated record.